Molecule: messenger RNA, 1721 nt
Organism: Etheostoma spectabile (orangethroat darter)
Lineage: Eukaryota; Metazoa; Chordata; Actinopteri; Perciformes; Percidae
Product: FRAS1-related extracellular matrix protein 1
Biological process (GO): anatomical structure morphogenesis; cell communication
Cellular component (GO): membrane
Source: RefSeq, a predicted model, not a curated record
GUGCAUCGGGUGGAUAGGACGCCCCCCAGUCUGACCACCAGGCGGAGUCCCAGCACCGUGGUGGACCUGGGCGCCGGGCGCUACGGCGUCCUCAUCACCUCCAGACACCUGCAGGGGUCGGACCCCGACAGCCCUGCGGAGCAGCUGGAGUUCUCCAUCAGCCGGACGCCGGAGUUCGGCUUCCUGGAGAACGCACUCACAGGAGCUUACAUCAAAGGACGUUUCACCCAGCGGGACCUGGACCAGCGCGCCGUGGUCUUCGUCGUCCCCGCCGACGUGGACGUGACGGCCGACAGCUUCCUGUUCCGCCUCAGCGACGCGGCGGGGAACACCAUGCUGCCCGAGACACUGGAGCUGUCCUGGUCCCGGGUGGAGUUGUCGGCGACCUGCUACCGGACCUGCGAGACUGCGGGGACGCUGCAGAUCCAGGUCCAACGCCACGGGGGGAGCGUCGACCCGGCGUACGUCGCCAUCCAGGUGGAGGAAGGAUCGGCCAAACCCGGCAGAGAUUUCACUCACAGCACCGCCGGUCUCAUCCAGUUUGACCCAGGAGUCAGUGUGAAGACCUGGAACAUUUACCUGAUUGACGACGGCCUGGAGGAAAACCACGAGACGUUCACUGUCACCCUGAAAAACCCCAAAAACGCCGUCCUGGGACAGAGGACAUCCGCCAGCGUGGAGAUCAUCGACCCCAGAGGAGGGCGGUGCGAUCCAGAUGACCUGAGGGUGGAGGAGGACAGGAAGCGACUCCCACUCUCUCCUCCGCCUCCCCCCCUCCCGGACCGCCCCAGACCACCGGAGGACCCCGUCACCGACAUCGAGGCAGAGCUGCUGUGGGAGAACCAGCCCCACCCUCCCCGAGGCGACGUCCCAAAACCCUACCUGGACUACGGCGAGGGGGAACCCCAGGACCAGCCGGCCCCCGGCAGCUACAGCCACGUCCUCCACCACAGCAGGCAGCCCACGGGGGGAUCCACAGGGGGGUCCACUGGGACCACUGGGACCACUGGGACCACUGGGCACAGCGUCAGACAUGGAGGAUUCAAAGUGCAUCUGUCAGGAGAGAGGAGGUCUGAGCAGAAGGUCUGGACGUUCCACAGUCUGACUCCUCUGCGGGUGGAGGAGCUGAGGCAGAGCGAUGAGGGCUGGAGCCCCCAUCAGGACCCUCCUCAGAUGGAUCAUCCAGGACCAGGACCCCACCCAGAGCCACGCCAGCGCAGGACGGGGAAGUCAGUGAGCAGCUCGUGUCCCGAUGGUUGGACUCACCACCGGAGACGCUGUUACGUCCUCGGCUCGGCGGUGGCCAGCUGGGCGAGCGCCGAGAGGAGCUGCUCGCUGCUGUUUAACAGCAGCCUGACCGGCGCGCGCUCCACAAGAGACGUGGCCUGGCUGUGGAGGUUUGCCGGGAGGAAGCCAUUUUGGAUCGGUCAGUCUGGAGGUUCAGGUCGCUGGAUGUGGACCCACGGGGGCUCGGUGUCAUCCUCCAGAAUGAGGGGGGCUCCACCCAAAUGCGUGCUGGUUGAAAACCCCCGACGCUGGAUCUCCACCAGCUGCUCCCCCGAGACGCAACACGCAGUCAUCUGUUCCUCGGCGGCCCCCCCCCUCCCUGAGAGACAGGUUCACUGUUACCAGCUCGGCGUUUCGGGGUCACGUUGAUACGCAACGACGCUGCUCGGAACAUUUAAUAUUCAUAUGUCGGUCAAAAUAAAGAUCGCUGCACA